AAAGCUUUUGUCUUUUGUGCAGACAUAUGCAGGCUCUAUAGCAGUGCAAGAUGUUCAACAAAUCUUUUGGUGCUCCCUUUGGGGGAGGGACAGGAGGAUUUGGGACUACUUCAACAUUUGGGCAACAAAAUACUGGAUUUGGAGCAACAGGAGGCUUUGGAUCUUCAGCAUUUGGGGCAACAAACAACACAGGGGGACUGUUCGGGACCACCCAGAACAAACCUGGUGGCCUAUUUGGCCCGAGCACCUUCAGUCAGCCUGUCACAUCCUCCACCAGUAGUGGGUUUGGGUUUGGUGCUACCAGUGGCACAUCAAACAGCCUUUUUGGAAGCACCAACACUGGAGGUGGAGGAUUGUUUUCCCAGCAGAAUAAUGCCUUUGGUGCCAACAAACCAGCCAAUUUUGGCACUUUUGGUACCAGCACCAGUAGCGGUGGAUUAUUCGGGACAACCAACACAACAUCCAACCCUUUUGGAGGAACAUCAGGCUCUUUGUUCGGGUCAUCAAGUUUCACUGCUGCUCCCCCUGGCACAACAAUCAAAUUCAAUCCACCAACUGGGAGUGACACAAUGGUAAAAGGAGGUGUGACAACCAGCAUCAACACCAAACACCAGUGUAUCACUGCCAUGAAGGAAUACGAGAGCAAAUCCCUAGAGGAAUUAAGGUUUGAGGAUUACCAGGCAGGAAGGAAGGGUCCUUCCAACCCCAUGGCAGCUGGCACGGGUGGCCUCUUUGGUGCAACAGCCACAGCUACUCCCAGUACUGGCACUGGACUCUUUGGAUCCUCAACUCCAAACACUGGCUUCAGCUUCGGCCAGAACAAGACCUCAUUUGGCACAAGCACCGGGGCCUUUGGUACAACUACAGGAAGUUUGUUUGGCCAGCCGCAACAGCAACAACAACAACAACAACAGCAACAACAACAACAGCAAGGUUCCAGUCUCUUCAAACCAUUUGGCUCAGCUACCACCACCCAAAACAACACUUUCUCCUUUGGCAACAGCAGCAGCAUGGGGCUGUUUGGCAACACUGCUGCCUCUCAGGCUGGAGGACUGUUUGGAAACACUAACACAAGUACGGCCACAGGCUUCGGCACAGGAAUGUUCGGCCAAACGAACACUGGCUUUGGGAAUGUGGGAACACAGAAUCUUUUUGGUAAUAAGCCUGCUGGAUUUGGCGCCACCACAACUAGCGCACCCUCCUUUGGAACAGGCACUGGUCUGUUUGCAAAUAAGCCUACGCUUACUCUAGGGACUAACACAAACGCCUCAACCUUUGGAUUUGGUGCAACUGGUACUGGUGUGGGUCUCUUUGGGAGCAAAACUGCUACGACAGGCCUGGGAACAGGACUGGGAACUGGCUUUGGAGGAGCUGUAGGAACUGGCCAGAUGUCAUUGUUUGGGAACAACCAGAACAAGCUGGGCUCCACCCUAGGCUCAGUGGGCACCUUCGGGACUGGAGGCUUCAACACUGGAGCCAACACUUUGACUUUUGGUGCUCCUCAACAGCCUGUGGCUCUGACUGACCCUAAUGCAUCAGCUGCACAGCAGGCUGUCCUCCAACAGCAGAUCAAUGCAUUGGCCUACUCUCCUUUUGGAGACUCACCCCUCUUCAGAAAUCCACUGUCAGACCCAAAGAAGAAGGAAGAGCGUCUGAAGCCCACAAAUCCAGCUGCCCAGAAAGCCCUGACUACCCCUACUCAGUACAAACUGACCCCUCGUCCUGCCACCCGUGUUCGUCCCAAAGCUCUGUCCUCCUCAGGCUCCUCCAAAUCUCAGCUCUUUGAUGGACUUGAUGAUGAUGAACCCUCUCUUAACAAUGGAGCCUUCAUGCCUAGGAAGAGCAUAAAGAAGCUUGUUUUGAAGAAUCUGAAUAACAGCAGUCUGUAUAACAGCUCUGUGAACAGAGAGGCUGAUGACUUGGCCUCUCCUUCAGAAUACCCACAAAACGGACUCAGUCUGAGUAUGGAUGAAGGAGAGACCAGAGAAGUAACUGUGGAGAGAAGUGGGGAGGAUGAUCUGGAGGUCUCCAAGUUCUACACAAACCCGAUCACCAAACCAAUUCCACACGCCCAGCCGAGCCCCUUGCUACAGGACACAAUCUCUGAGUUCAACAUGCGGGGAUCUGCCAGUCAUCGCAAUGGCCUGGAGGCCAGCAGCGAGGACAUCUCUCUAGCAGAGGAUUCCAUUCAGGAGGAGAGAGAUGAGGAGCUGGUGGCUCUGAAACCUCCUCACCCAGCUGGUAUUGCGUCGGGCUCGUCAUGGGGCUAUGGAUCAGUUUUCUUCUCUGGUGAAGUGAAUCUUACCAACAUGAACCUGGAUGAGAUUGUGCACUUCAGGCGUAAGGAGAUAAUUGUGUACCCUGAUGACAAAGACAAGCCUCCUGCUGGAGAGGGACUAAACGGACGUGCUGAGGUGACUCUAGAUGGUGUGUGGCCCAAUGACAAGACAACAUGCUCUCAGAUUAAGAGUCUAGAGAGGCUGACUGAGAUGAACUACGAGGGCCGGCUUGAGGCAGCCUCGCGUAAACAGGGUGCCCGCUUCUUGGAAUACCGACCUGAAACUGGCUCCUGGGUCUUUGAGGUGGCCCACUUCUCAAAGUAUGGACUCCAGGAAUCUGAUGAAGAAGAUGAAGUCCCCCCGGCAAAGCUUGAUCUGAAGAAGCUGAAGACGGGUGUUCCACCUGGGAUCCCACAGCUUCCGCUGACCCAGCAGCAGAUGGCGCCACAGGCUCAGAGUACAGCAGUUCUUGAGCUGCUCAGCCGUGUGUCGGAGUUGGACAGUGACAUGGCUGACAUUACUCAAGAACACCCGGCAGACAGUGUUUUGGGUGAGGAGGAUGGAGAGAGAACUUUGGAGGAGAAGCUGAGAUCUGAGACUCCUGCUGAGCACGAGCCAGUGUCUGCAUCGAGUCAGAUUGCUUCCUCAAUGGGCAUCAACCCUCAUACCUUACAGAUCAUGAAGGCCUCUCUCUUUGCAGAUGAUGAUGAAUGUGACUUGUUUCAAGAGCAUGGUUCUUCAAAGCUCAUACAGGAUGUGGCUUCCCCCAAAGUCUUGCUUUCUGGAGCUGGUCGGCAAUCAAUUGGAGCCCUUUUACAAACCAAAUUCACCUCAGGAGGAGGACUUUUUUCCCAGUUUCCAGAGGCUCCUUUUAGUGGAAUACCUCAGAAGCUUAGCAAGUCACUAGCAUCAGAAUCUCCAUGGCCAUCAUUGGGUCCUUCCUUCCUGUUGCCGGCCCCUCCUCCAGAACCUACUCUUCGAACUGUAGGGGCCCGCAGGCUAGGUGGGCCAGUCCCUCUGGAGAGCUCCAUAACUCUAGGAAAAGGCCAUCUGCUGAUGGAUGCUGCUUUGUUCAGAGGGCGAUCUUUCAGAGUGGGCUGGGGUCCCAACUGGACACUGGUGCACUGUGGAGAUCAACUUAGUGUCACAGAGGCAAUUAAGGAGCAGUCGGCAGAGAUCAUGGGAUUUGGUUUCUUACCCAAACCUACCAAAAGCAAACCGAUCACUGAAAGUCCAUUUAAAGUGCGUAUGGAGCAGGUGGUCGGCCUGGAGCCCAAACAGUCAACAGAGAGCCUUGCUCUGUAUCACAGACCACUGGAGAUCGGUCUAAAGCACAGCACAAUCAACACAGAGGACUACUGUCCCUUCAUCCAGCCAGCAAAAGGAGUGGAUGCUCUGCAUGGUUAUGCAGAGUGGAUUAUGGAAGUCAACAAAGAUAUAGGAGGAGGGGAUGCUUGUCUGGCCCAUUGGCGCCAAGUUUGGACCUUGUGUGCUGCUCUUUGGUGUCGUCUUGGUGACCGGGAUGUGGAGACUGAGCAAUACUCCGAUUACCAGCAGCAGCUUGAGAGGCGGAGGAGUUUCUCGCACUGGCUCUCUGAGUGUGCGGCUGAAUGCAUUGAGGAGGAGGUGGGCCGAGCCCUUCAGCGCAGCAAUGCUGAGGCCAUAUUCCGUUACCUUACCGGCCACUGCAUAAGCAAGGCCUGCAAAUUGUCCCAGAAGAGUGGGGACCAUCGUCUUGCUCUGUUACUGUCUCAGGCUGUUGGCUCUAAGUUUUGUAGAGAUCUAUUGGCUCUGCAGCUCAGUGACUGGAACAGCAUGCAGACGGACUCCUUCAUAGAGGAGGACAGGCUGCGAAUAUUUGCUUUGCUUGCAGGAAAACCAGUGUGGCAGUCAACAGACAGUUGUAUAAACGUGUGCUCCGAGCUUGAUUGGAAGCGGUGUGUUGCUGUCCAUCUCUGGUACAUGCUGCCUCCCACUGCAUCUGUAGCUGAUGCACUCGCCAAAUAUGAAUCUGCGUUUCAGGGUUCAGAGGAAGUGAAAAGGUAUGCUUGCCCUCCUUUACCUCCUUACGUAGAUGAACUCGAGUUGUUGGGUUUGGAUGAAGAGAUGGAUGAGACUGAAUCCAAAAAGCCACUCUAUGACAUCUGCUUCCACCUGCUCAAACUUUACAGUGACAGGCACUAUAGCCUACAACAGCUACUUGAUCACAGCACAGUAACUGCUGAUCAUCUGGACUACCGGCUGAGCUGGCACCUGUGGAACGUAUUGCAGGCUCUUAACUACAACCACCUGUCCACCUCAUGCCAGGGCUUGCUGCAUGCCAGCUAUGCUGCCCAGCUGGAGAGUGCGGGAUUAUGGGAGAUGGCAAUCUUCGUGCUGCUGCACAUACCUGACUCUGGGCUUAGAGAGAGUGCAGUGAGAGAGAUGCUCAACUUGCAUUGCUCCCUUGAGGAAACGGAAGAAUCAAUGGAGAAAGAGCAGUUUCUCACGGAAAAGUUGCUGAUCCCCAUCCAGUGGAUCCAUCAGGCCAAGGCCAUCCGUGCUUGUAGAGGGGGAGACAAACGUAGUGAGGCUUUGCACCUUUACAAGGCCGGCCAUUGGAAUCACUGCCAUCGGCUUGUCAUCCAGCACUUGGCCUCAGACUGCAUCAUUAACGAUAAUCAUAAGUACCUUCUGGAAUUCCUAGAGGGGUUAGCAGUGCCAGAGCGCAGUGUUAAGAUUCAGGACUGGGACACGUCUGGACGAGUCUACCUUGAUUACAUCCAUGUCAUUCAGACGCUGCAGGACAUCCAACAGAUGGAAAGCCCAGGUUAUGAGCUGGAGCGACUGCAUACAGAGGUGACGUCUCUCUGCAGUAGAAUAGAGCGCCUCCCCUGCUCCAAAGCUAAAGACCGACUUGCACAAUCAGAGAUGGCCAAACGUGUGGCUAACAUCCUUCGGGUGGUCUUGAGUCUCCAGCAAGGUGGUGAAGGCACCCCAGAUCCCCGACACAUCCCUCUUUGCCAGCUUGCUCCACACAUUGGACGUCUACCCAUGCCGGAGGACUAUGCUUUAGAGGAACUCCGCAGCCUUACUCAGUCGUACCUGCAAGAGUAUGUUAUCGGUCACUGAAUAUCAAGAUAAAAGUUUCUCAAUCAGUUCUGCAGAAAUAACAUGAGUCUUGAUUGGGUUAACCUUCAGCACUCCAAUUAUAUGGCUGUUUCAGGCCGUGGUUGAACUUUCGAUGCAUAUUUAGGCACAAUACUUGUGAAUAAAGCAUUCCCUUGUGUGUUUGUGUAGGAGCUUUUUCCCCCUUUCAAUCCUGUAUUGUAGUUAUAGAAAUGAAUGCGUCUUGAAUAAAGUAUCUCUUU
Messenger RNA from Sinocyclocheilus anshuiensis, 5629 nucleotides. RefSeq names its product nuclear pore complex protein Nup98-Nup96-like. The record is from RefSeq and is a predicted model, not a curated record. The coding region runs from base 51 to 5390 and encodes 1779 amino acids. The transcript has 32 exons. Gene Ontology annotation, cellular component: nuclear pore cytoplasmic filaments; nuclear pore. Lineage: Eukaryota; Metazoa; Chordata; Actinopteri; Cypriniformes; Cyprinidae. Gene Ontology annotation, biological process: telomere tethering at nuclear periphery; RNA export from nucleus; post-transcriptional tethering of RNA polymerase II gene DNA at nuclear periphery. Gene Ontology annotation, molecular function: RNA binding; structural constituent of nuclear pore.